Lampris incognitus (smalleye Pacific opah) is the source of this 2328-nucleotide messenger RNA. It is a transcript of the gene abi2b, whose product is annotated as abl-interactor 2b. The transcript is spliced from 10 exons. The record is from RefSeq and is a predicted model, not a curated record. Lineage: Eukaryota; Metazoa; Chordata; Actinopteri; Lampriformes; Lampridae. The coding region runs from base 16 to 1464 and encodes 482 amino acids. Gene Ontology annotation, cellular component: lamellipodium. Gene Ontology annotation, molecular function: SH3 domain binding.
GCUAAAGAUGUGAAAAUGGCGGAGCUGCAGAUGCUUUUGGAAGAGGAGAUCCCGGCGGGACGCAGCGCAUUAUUGGACAGUUUCACCAAUUUGGAGAGAGUCGCGGAGUACUGCGAAAGCAACUAUGUCCAGUCACCAGACAAGCAAAGAGCGCUGGAGGAGACCAAAAACUACACUACCCAGUCUCUGGCCAGCGUAGCCUACCUGAUCAACACACUUGCUAACAAUGUCCUCCAGAUGCUGGACAUUCAGGCCUCCCAGCUCCGCCGCAUGGAGUCCUCUAUCAACCACAUCUCACAGACAGUGGACAUCCACAAAGAGAAGGUGGCCCGGCGGGAGAUUGGCAUCCUCACCACUAAUAAGAACACCUCUCGCACGCACAAGAUCAUUGCUCCAGCCAAUCCCGAGAGGCCUGUGCGCUACAUCCGCAAGCCCAUCGACUACAGCUUACUGGAUGACAUGGGACACGGAGUCAAGGCCAGUGCCCAGAACAUGAAGGCAGGAGGAGUGGGCGGGCUCCCUCGCACUAACCCCCCCACACAGAAGCCCCCCAGCCCCCCCAUGACAGGGAAGGGGACCCUUGGGCGCCACUCCCCCUAUAGGACGCUCGAGCCAGUGCGUCCGCCCGUUGUCCCUAACGACUACGUCUCGAGUCCGACGCGCAACAUGGCGCUCCCCCAGCAGAGCCCUGCACGCACUGCGUCUGUUAAUCAGAGGAACCGCACGUACAGCAGUGGCAGCAGUGGAGGCAGCCACCCAAGCAGCAGUCGCAGCAGCAGCCGAGAGAACAGUGGCAGUGGCAGUGUGGGCGUGCCUAUCGCCGUGCCGACCCCAGCCCCGCCCACUGUCUUCCCAGGUGCUCCUCAGUUCUACAGCAUGAACCGCCCAGUGCAGCAGGCCCAGAACCCACCAAUAGGGGGCUCUCUGCCCUACCGUCGGCCCUCGUCGGUCACCGGCCAGCCCAACAUGCCCCAGAAUCAGCUCAACGGUGGACCCCAUUUCAACCAGAACCAAGCAGGUCCACUCGCGCCCCCUCCCCCCUCCAUGCAGAUCACGCCCCAGCUGCCUCUGAUGGGCUUUGUGGCCCGAGUUCAGGAGACCAUUUCGGACGCACCCCCUCCCCCUCCACCUGCUGAGGAGCCUGUAUUUGAGGAGCCCACACCUCCUCCUCCGCCUCCUGAGGACUAUGAGGAUGAAGAUGAUGAAGAGGAGUCAGCUGUAGUGGAGUACAGUGACCCAUACGCAGAGGAGGACCCCCCCUGGGCCCCGCGCUCCUACCUGGAGAAAGUGGUUGCCAUCUAUGACUACAUGCGAGACAAGGAGGAUGAGCUGUCGUUCCAGGAGGGUGCCAUCAUCUACGUGAUCAAGAAGAACGACGACGGCUGGUACGAGGGCGUGAUGAGCGGGACCACGGGCCUCUUCCCUGGCAACUAUGUUGAGUCCAUCAUGCACUACGCCGACUGAAAACCCUGCCCCCACCCCGAGAGAGGAGGAGGAGGAGGAGGAGGUGGAGGUGGGAAAGGGUCGGGAGGGGAGGGGGAAACCAAGGGUGAAAGGGUAAAGGUCAAAGACUUUGGUCAGACAGAGCAUGAUCACUCUGGGCAGAGAUUGCCGUGAGGUUGGAAGAGGAGGAAGAGGUUUUGAAACGUUCCCAAAUGGCAAACGGGACGCCCUGUCAUACUCUCGACAUAGUUGCCAUUGUACAACAACCACUACCCUAGAUAUAUCCCCCCGUCAUGUUUCUUUCUUUUACUUCAUUUUACACUACAGAGGACUGGACAUACUGUAUUCUGGGAGAUUUGGUUUAACCGUUGAUCUAUGGCCACAAGAUUUGUUGUGCAUUGUUUCUUCUUUAUCCUUUUGUUUAACCGGUUUGAUCUGAUUAAACUAAACUGUAUUUAUUUUUGGAUUUUGUAGUGGGAUAUAUGGUGAGCUGGUAGACGAGGCCAUUGGGAGUACUGAAGUAUAGUUUUUCCACUCUCAACCCUGAAAAAAAAAAAGGGAGGAAAACACAUUCUCUUGUAUAGUUCCUCCUAAUAAUCCAGAGAUGUUUUAGUCACAGAUUAAAUAUAUAGCGAUGGUAUGGCUUACUAAGAUGAUAUCCUCUGCUAGCACGAGGCGAUGACAGUUAUUUCCGUACCUGUCAAACCCAAGUCACCAUUUUGGUUCGAUAGCUCAGCUGGGAGUGUGCCAAAGCUGACAUUCACUACAAUAAGCACAUACACGUCUUAAAGGUGACACACAUAAGCUAGGCUCAAAGUUGGUUAUGGAUGUCUCGGUGUGUGGGCGCGCGCGCGUGUGUGUAUGUAUGUAUGUAUGUAUGUAUAU